AUGUCUAUUGCUAAGAAGAGGUUAGCACAGGAGAGGGCUGAGUGGAGGAAAGAUCAUCCUGCAGGAUUUUCAGCAAAAUAUAGUCCAAUGAGUGAUGGAAAAGGAUUAGAUAUUAUGAAAUGGGUAUGCAAAAUUCCAGGAAAAAAGGGGGGUCUAUGGGAAGGGGGUGAAUUUCCCCUGACGAUGGAAUUUACAGAAGACUAUCCAAGCAAACCUCCAAAAUGCAAAUUUACAACUGUGCUGUUUCAUCCAAAUAUUUAUCCAUCAGGGACGGUAUGUCUGUCCAUUUUAAAUGAAGACGAAGACUGGAAACCAUCGAUAACUAUUAAACAAAUUCUUUUAGGGAUUCAAGAUUUGUUGGACAACCCUAACCCGAAUUCCCCGGCUCAAGCGGAGCCUUUCCUUUUGUAUCAACAGGACAGAGACUCGUACGAGAAAAAAGUAAAAAAGCAGGCAUUAGAAUUUAGACCGAAGGAUUGA
Molecule: messenger RNA, 480 nt
Organism: Plasmodium malariae
Lineage: Eukaryota; Apicomplexa; Aconoidasida; Haemosporida; Plasmodiidae
Gene: UBC9
Product: SUMO-conjugating enzyme UBC9, putative
Exons: 4
Coding region: 1-480 (159 amino acids)
Biological process (GO): protein sumoylation
Cellular component (GO): nucleus
Molecular function (GO): SUMO conjugating enzyme activity
Source: RefSeq, a predicted model, not a curated record